AUGGCCACAAACAUUACUUUCCACCCAACACCUCUGACUGUGCCCAUUCGAGCCGGUCUCCGCAAGCAGAAUGGCCUGACUAUCUGGCUGACGGGGCUCUCCGCCUCUGGCAAGUCGACGAUCGCUGUCGCCCUCGAGCAGGCCCUUCUUCGCCAUCCUUACAACUUGGCCGCAUACCGUCUCGAUGGUGACAACAUCCGCUUUGGCCUGAACAAGGACCUCGGCUUCAGUCCCAAAGACCGUGAGGAGAACAUUCGUCGCAUCGCAGAGGUCGCCAAGCUCUUCGCCGACUCUUGCACCAUUGCAAUCACCUCCUUCAUCUCGCCCUAUCGUGCCGACAGAGACCAGGCAAGAACCUUGCAUGAGGCUGAGCGUCCCGGUGGCGAGCCCGGUGUGCCUUUUGUCGAGGUCUGGAUCGAUGUGCCGGUUGAGGUUGCCGAGCAGCGCGAUCCGAAGGGCUUAUACAAGAAGGCCAGAGAGGGCAAGAUCCCGGAGUUCACGGGUAUCAGUGCGCCAUAUGAGGAGCCUCUUAAGCCCGAGGUCCAUAUCAAAAGUCACGAGACGUCCGUUGAGGAUGCCGUCAAGAUCAUCGUCAAGUAUCUUGAGGACAAGGGCUACCUGAAGGCUCCUCCCGCGCCCAAGGACGAUUAA
Molecule: messenger RNA, 651 nt
Organism: Cyphellophora europaea CBS 101466
Lineage: Eukaryota; Fungi; Ascomycota; Eurotiomycetes; Chaetothyriales; Cyphellophoraceae
Product: adenylyl-sulfate kinase
Exons: 2
Coding region: 1-651 (216 amino acids)
Biological process (GO): sulfate assimilation
Molecular function (GO): ATP binding; adenylylsulfate kinase activity
Source: RefSeq, a predicted model, not a curated record